CAUGGCCGGGACGGCUGUCAAACACCAUCUCCGCGAAGUUGAAACAUAAACAAAGCCAUGCACCUGUCAGACUGUCCAGUUCCUGCUGUGGAGUCACCCACGUGGAAAGAUAAUGAUGCCAUGCUGUGGUAUUGAUGGUAUAAUAUAAGAACUGAUGACCUUGGAGUGGCAUGAACUCAAGUCCAACUUUACAGUUAAUUAAGGGAAGCUGAUUGAAAUAUUCUGAAACAUGGAUAUCAACUGCGGGAUGGAGUUGCAUUUUGCUGAGACAUCUAAUCUUGAAGAGAGUGACUUUGUGUCCUCGGGUGCAAGUUUGUCAGAGACUGCAAAUCUUGAGGAGAAUGAUUUUGUGUCUUCAAGUACAGAAUUGUCUGAUAAGCUUAACUUAGGUGCAAAUACUGAAGCAGUUCAUCAUUUACUGGUGCUCGAUCAGGUGUCACCUCCUUCAAGGGCAUGUACAGAUCAUGACAGCAAUGACAAACAUCUGUCUGCAGCAGAUUUCAAGCUUGAUCUGGGUCCUGCGAAUGAUUUAGUAUCUGCUGCAGAUUUUCCCAUUGAAAAUUCCGUCACAGACAUCACAAGUGACGGAGCUACGGAGGAGAACAGUGAGGGCUACAGCAUACUGAAUGCUGCUCUGGAAGGUAAUCCAGACCUAAAGCAACAGAUGACUCCAUCACGUGCCAAUAUCAAUAGCAUCCCUGCUCUACCACUCGCCUCAAUCUUACCCAAUCUCCAGGCAGUACAGGUUGUUCCUAUAGGAAAUCUACAGCAGCUUCAAGUUCUGACAUCAGCGAGACCAACUAAUAGUGAUUCCACUGUAGCACAGCUUCUGUCUGCUAAUCAGAAGAAUGGACAAUUUCUUCAGCUAGGGCCGCAACAGACCAACAAUCCUAAAAUAAUACCAUUAAACUUGGUUCAACAGGGUAGUCACCAAGUUCUUGGUCUGUCCAACACAGACAACCAGAAGUUACCAAUUAGUUCUAACCAGUGCUCAACGGAUGCUACCAAGACUGUUCAAGAACUUAUAAACCUGCAGUCGAGUUCAACGUCAGCGUUUUUACUAGGAAAUCUUUUGGUCUUGCAGCCUGUUGCUAGUCAGCUACAGGGAAAUAUGUCCUUGACUCAGUCAUCUGUGGCUUCUCUUAGUGCAGGUAACUCCUUGUAUGCAAACACUGCAGCAACAUUGCAGCCAUCUUGUGCAACUUCUUCAAAUUUGAAUACCUCUGAUCAUUUGCUAAAAAAGAUUGUUCCCAGACCCAGUAGUUGUACAUCUUCAGCGACAGCCAGUACCAACAUGCCUGUUCAGACCUCUCUAUCCAAUCAGCUUCCAGCCCAGGAAGUGCCCAAAACUAUACAUGAUUCCUUGCUCAGUGUCAAUACAACAGGAAGUGGCCAGCAGAUGCAUUCUGUGAAGGAUGGAGAAAAACAAGAAGAGGAAAAUAGAGAAACAGUUCGUUCUGAGGAAGGUAACCAGGAACAAGACAAAAACAAAACAGACAGUUUAAAAAUCGCAGGACGAAAAAACACAAAAAUUGUAAUAUAUGGUAAAACGAUAUCAAUGACAUUUGAUUGUAGAAAUGAAAAAUGGAUUAGGGUCUUCAACCUUACAGGGAAAUAAAUCACCAAAUAAUAAAAAUGUUCCAGGAGGUUCAAAUUCUCCCCAAGAGACAGUAACAGCUCCAAUAGUAUGUUCAACAGAUGCUGACACCUUGAGUACAGAAGAAAUCCAGACAUCCACAGUCCAGUCCACCCCUACUGGGAACUCUUCACAGGUGAAAUAUGUGUCUAUAUUAGAACCAAAUAUUUCAGCUAAAUUACCUAGUAAGGCAAAUAAUGUGCAAACAACAAACUCAUCAUCUCUACCUGUGCAAGUUCAAAACAAGUUAGAUGUCGGUAAGAUCAUGCAGUUGAAUCCAGUCAAGGUGAAUCUUGAUUCAUCUCUUGCAUCAUGCCAAGGUCAAGGUACCAUGCAUGGUGGAGUGAGUGAUGGUCAUUCAGCAGGAGAGAAUUCACAGACUACAGAUGAUGCAGUGAAGAUUAUACCUCAAGUGGAGAUGAAACAGUUGAAGGACACGUCAGUUAUAGAUCAGACACCUGUUAUACAAGGUGGUACUAGAAAUGAGUACAGAUGUGAUCUCUGUAGCGCCUCCUUCAAUCGUUAUGGCAACUACACUCGACACCGAAUGAUACACACUGUAAAUACUAAGGAUGACUACCGCUACAAGUGUCAGGAAUGUGGGCGACUGUUCCUCCAGCGGUGUGACAUGAAGCGACACAUGUUGAUACACACAAAUGAGCAGCCAUUUAGGUGUAAUGAAUGUGGAAGAGGCUACAUACGGAGGAGUGACCUGGUGGUUCACAUGCGGUUCCAUAAGAAGGAGAAAACAUUCAAAUGUGUUUACUGCUCCAAAAAUUUCUACCAGUCAGGUGAUCUGAACAGGCAUAUGAGAAAUAUCCAUCUACAGACGUCUAUGUUGACCUGUGGUCACUGUAGCCGCCAGUUUGUGAAGGAGGCCACACUCAUACGACACAUGCAGACCAGACAUAGGGAUAUCAUCAUUAGGACGCUGAAAACCAAAACUACAACAUCUAACACAGAAAAUGACCAAGAAGAGGACUCGUACAUGCUCAAACCAAGACUCCUCGUUAAAUAGUAUGGUAAAGUCUGAAGAGAUAGCGGACAUUAUGGAGGGUGUCAUACAGAAACAAUACUGAUAACUGUAUAGAGGAUGGUGUAGAGGACGGGGCAGAGGAAAGUAUUCAGAUGGAGGAGGAUACUACAAAUAUCGCUUCUGACAUGGACACCUCAUCAGGGAUUAUACAGUUCAAAGGGCGAACAUUGACCAAUCAGAUCUCAGAAACUGGGGGUCAGUAGAUAUUCUGAAUCUUCUCUGCCUCUCUUGGCAUGAACUCAGUUAUUGAAAUAUUAAAAUAUCAUAAUCACUGAACACAUUUCUAACAUUUGAAAGAACGUUAAAGGUUAUGCAUUCUCUGUUAAUAAGGUAAUUUAAAGAUGGCACAAGCAAUUUCUUAAAAACAAAAUGAUAAAAUCACUUAUUAAUGGUAAUUUGUAUCGUUAAUGUUCUAAAACAAUUAUUCCCAACCCUAGCAGAGGAAUCCUAGGUCUUACAUAGAAAGAAAAUAUCUUGUGAUGUAGAAUGGGAAUAGAUGAGAAUUUACUUGGGUGAUGUAAAACAUCAAAUGAAUGAAAACUAGAGGAACAAACCAAAUACCUAGUAUGCAGAGCUACUGUUUAACAGGUUAGUUAUGGCUGUAGAAAUGCUUUGUAAAAGUCCUUGAAGAAUUGACGGUUAUUGGUCCCCCACUGGGAAAGGGGGGGGGGGGGGGG
Messenger RNA from Pecten maximus, 3349 nucleotides. Its product is annotated as zinc finger protein 792-like. Bases 1578 to 2654 code for a protein of 358 amino acids. Gene Ontology annotation, biological process: regulation of transcription by RNA polymerase II. The record is from RefSeq and is a predicted model, not a curated record. Lineage: Eukaryota; Metazoa; Mollusca; Bivalvia; Pectinida; Pectinidae. The transcript has 6 exons. Gene Ontology annotation, molecular function: DNA-binding transcription factor activity; RNA polymerase II cis-regulatory region sequence-specific DNA binding.